Molecule: messenger RNA, 1729 nt
Organism: Zeugodacus cucurbitae (melon fly)
Lineage: Eukaryota; Metazoa; Arthropoda; Insecta; Diptera; Tephritidae
Exons: 4
Coding region: 369-1622 (417 amino acids)
Source: RefSeq, a predicted model, not a curated record
ACUAUUUUGGAAGCAACAUCGAUAAAAAAAAGCUUUGGCGCCAAAAUAAUAUUAAAGAACAGCAGAUAUUACAUAUUUUUAAGAAACAACCUACACAUGUACCCGUUCCAAUUGAAUGCGCGCAAACAGUCCACUUAACGCUAACAAACAAUGCUGAAAGCUCCCAAAAGCUCAGCACACGCAGUCAUUUCACCAUUGUUUAUCAAAAAAGUUUAACAUAUAACAGCGCCAACCACUUGCCAUGUCUCACACACAAUAAUUUUGCCGGGAAGCGCAAGUAGACGCGGCGGAUAAACCAACGACGGAAAGCAACAAUAAUAAUAAUAAUAAUUGAGCACCAAAACUUAAAAAUAAUUACAAUAACAAAUAUGAGUAGUGCAAUUAACGAUGCAAACGUCUAUCCAGACUAUUUACGCGAAGAAUACAUCAAUCAAAUUUUAAUACAGUUAUUUGGUAAUACCGUAAAAUUACGCGAUUUACAAGUGAAACCACAGUUGUCGUUCGGCAAUUAUUGUAGUGAUAUCUAUCGUGUAACAUUGAAAUAUGAAUUGGAUGAUAAGAAAAGUGUGGACAGCGUUACAGGAGUGGAGCAACGUGUCUUGAAUAUACUCGUCAAAGAUUUAUUUGACGUUCUCACUUCGAUUUCGAAUGAACAAUUUAUGUACGCACAGGUGCUGCCCGAAAUGAAUAAGACGCUGCUUAGCUGCGGACGCAAACCGGUAUCGCCGACCGUAUAUCAUGCUAUUAAAAAUAACCGACAAACACAUUUCUUCGAGGAUCUAACACCAAGUGGCUAUGUUAUACGACCACGCACGACUGGGUACAAUGAGGAUGAAACACGGCUCUUAUUCAAGCGCUUGGGCGAAUAUCAUGCAGCAUCGCUGAUCUUCAGCGAGGCGCACCCUGGUAUUGAGGGUAAAAUGCGUGAAUUCUAUGCAGUUAGCGAUCCGGCGCUUGAAAUUUUAAUCGAGAAUCAACUGUACGACAAUACAGAGUAUGUCAUUAAGAUUAUAGAAACCUGGCCCGGUUAUGAGCAUAUUAUACCGAAAAUGCUCAAAAAUAUGCGUGAAGUGUUUCGCAGUAAAUUUUUGCCAUUGUUUGAUCGGUCACAAUCGAAAUUGAAUAUAGUUUUACAUGGCGAUAUGUGGAUCGCAAAUCUACUGAUGAAGUAUAAUAGCGAGGAUGGCAAAGCGGAAGAUGCCGUAUUCUUGGACUAUCAGAAUAGCUGGUGUGGCAGUCCCGCUUUCGAUAUCCAUAAUCUCUUCAUGACAAGUGUGCAAUUGUCGGUGAUCGUGUCUAGCUAUGAUGCUAUUAUUGCCGAUUAUUAUGACGCCUUUCGUUCGACGCUGCUUGCGCUGCAAUAUCCUGCCGAGCGCAUACCAACUUUGCAGCUCAUUGUUGACGAACUUCGUCGCACCGAUUAUUUCAAUUUCUAUUUGCUUAUAUUUCCAUUUGCCCAGACUAUGCUCAGUGAUGAAUUGGUGAAAGGCAUGAAUUUCAAUGAGCUCCAUGAUGAAAAACGUGUGGAAGCUAAUCGUGUCAAUAUCUAUAGCAAUGAGCGCGUUCUGGAGACGUAUAAAUAUAUGCUGAAGGCAUUCGAUGAGAGAGGCUUGCUGGACUGAUGUGUUGUGUGAGGUACAAUUUUUAGUCAUGUCACUAUUUAAUAACAAUUUGUAUUGAAUGUGAGUCAGUUUUUUUUAAGAGAAAUAUAAAUUUUUAAAAUAUUUCA